UUGACGUCAUUGGAAGGUAACGCAGAACUUUACUUUACUGAUGGAUUCGUUAUGCGACAGAUUUCCUCUUCACAGAGCGGUUUUUGAGGGGAAUCUUCGGAAGGUUUCGAGUUGCUUACGCACCUAUGAUGUAGGAGAAAGAGAUGUACAUGGAAAUACACCCCUUCAUUUGGCAGUUCUCUUGGGUCACAGAGAAUGUGUGUAUUUACUGCUGGCCCACAAAGCCCCAGUGAAAGUGAAAAAUAACUUUGGAUGGACUCCUCUGGCUGAAGCCAUCAGUUAUGGGGAUCGGCAAAUAAUCACAUCAUUACUGAAGAAACUCAAAGAACAAUCAAGAGAAGCUCUAGAGGAAAGAAGACCUCAAUUGACAACUGCAUUACAAGAGCUUGGAGACUUCUAUGUGGAGAUUAAUUGGGAUUUUCAAAGCUGGGUACCACUAUUGUCCAGAAUAUUGCCAUCAGACACAUGUAAAGUGUACAAGAAAGGAUGCUCCAUAAGAAUGGAUAGUACACUAGUGGAUUUUAGUGACAUGAAGUGGCAGAGGGGUGACUUGACAUUUAUUUUCAAUGGAGAUGCAAGAGGAAAACAAUCCUUUGCUGUGUUAGACAAUGAGAAGAAGGUUUUUCAAAGACUCAGGACAGAGGACACUGAAGCAGAGAUAGAGGAAGAAGUUGAUCUACUAAUGAGCAGGUACACACUGUUAAACUUUGCUCUGAUUGACAAUCUAAGCAAGGGAGGAGGAAAUAUUAUGGACAGCCUUCCUGAGACUACAAGGAGAAGUUCCCUUAAUCCUCCACCUAAGACUGACAUGACAUGGGAUGAGUACCUGCUGUAUGACACAGAAAGACUGCCUCCAAUUGGUCGGCCCAUGGUGCUCAAAGAAGACAAGAAAACUGUCAAAGCGCAUGUAGCAAUGAGUGAAGAUUUUCCUCUCUCUGUUGAUCUUAUCCUGAAAGUUUUAGAGGUUGUUGCUCCAUUUAAGCACUUCAACAAGUUAAAAGAGUUUGUCGCUAUGAAACUACCUGCUGGAUUUCCUGUCAGAAUAGAAAUACCAGUUUUUCCAACGAUAACAGCACGUGUGACGUUCCGAGACUUUAAAUCCUGUAGUGAAAUUCCCUCUUCAAUGUUCUUUAUACCUCGAGAUUACAAGGAGGAUCCGAAUCGCUUCCCAGAUUUGUAAACAAAAUGAAGAUGUUCAAGACUUCCCUCUCUCUCCACCCCGCCCCUAGCUAGUAAUGUUCUGCUUGAAAAUUGUUAAAAUUUACCUCGCGCACCAAUGGUUGACCAGUGCGACUCUAUUUUCUCUUACUUGUGCACAAGCAAGUAAAGCGUUUCGGUUAUUCAAUCAUUUCUUUUGAAUAUUGAGAUCUUUCAACGAAUAUCUCGUAUGUUUGUUGUAGAAUGAAAUUUUUAUUCGUAAGAACAGUUUAUCAGUGGCAAAGUAUUGAACAAUGUCACACCAGUUCACCAAAAAAUGAAAUGGCUACAUAUUU
Molecule: messenger RNA, 1493 nt
Organism: Pocillopora damicornis (cauliflower coral)
Lineage: Eukaryota; Metazoa; Cnidaria; Anthozoa; Scleractinia; Pocilloporidae
Product: ankyrin repeat domain-containing protein 13C
Biological process (GO): protein retention in ER lumen
Cellular component (GO): cytoplasm
Molecular function (GO): signaling receptor binding
Source: RefSeq, a predicted model, not a curated record